CGCCGAUCUUGGCGCGUCCAAACAAUGACCAUACCGACAGGCCCCUCCACCGCCAGGCUUCCUAUUUGCGAUGUCACAACUGUAAAUGAAAGAUACUCUGGCAGCAUCUCAUUUAAGCACACGGUAUAAUCAUCAUCAAUAUUCCUAUUUUGACGCGGCGCACUAUCGCUUCGUUACCUCACUUCCCACAGCUUCUGUUAUCUCCGCGACGCUUCGAUAGAGCGGGCAAUCAUGCCUACCGCAACAGCUGAAGCUCCAGCGGUCGCCUUAUCCUUUGCAAACAACUUUUGGGGUAAGGACGAUGCUGGAGUUGGACCUCUCCUAGACCGCAUGCAAAAUGCGAAACAAACCAAUGACGAGCUCAAGGCCUUCUAUGCUGCUCGAGCAUCUAUCGAAGAUGAAUACUCCAAAAAGCUUCUAAACCUGUGCCGCAAAGGCCUGGGUUCUCAGGAAACAGGCACACUGAAAAUGUCCAUGGACACCGUUCGCGGUGAGGUGGAAGGCAUGGCGAAACAACAUCAGAGCAUUGCUACACAGAUGAAGACGGAGCUUGAAGAACCUCUUGCUGCGUUUGCAGGUGGUAUGAAGGAACGCAGAAAGAUUGUUCAAAGCACAAUUGAAAAACUGCUGAAGACCAAGAUGCAACAAACACAUCAAGUCAAUAAGACUCGAGACAAGUAUGAACAGGAGUGCCUGAAAAUUAAAGGCUACCUCGCCCAAGGCCAUAUGGUCAUGGGCCAGGAGGAGCGACGCAACAAGGCUAAGCUGGAGAAGACUCAAAUCAGCCUGGCCACAUCGAACAACGAAUAUGAAAGUGCUGUCAAGGUGCUUGAGGAAACAACAGUUCGCUGGAACAGAGAGUGGAAAGCCGCUGCCGAUAAGUUCCAAGACCUCGAAGAAGAGCGUCUCGACUUUACCAAGAGCAGCUUGUGGACUUUUGCGAACAUUGCCUCCACUGUGUGCGUCAGUGAUGAUGCUUCAUGUGAAAAGAUUCGUCUCUCUCUUGAAAACAUGGAAGUGGAGAAAGAUAUCGCUACAUUUAUUAGCGAGAGGGGUACCGGGCAAGAAAUCCCCGAUGCGCCAAAGUAUAUCAAUUUCUGCCGCGGCGACGUGAACGAUACGCAGUCGGAGGUUUCUGAAGAUGACCAGUAUUCUGUGGCCCAAUUCCCACGCAGCAUUAAUCCCGCUUUCCGAUCAGCAUCACCACAGCCCUCCAUGUUUGAAUCUCACAACGACCCUAACAAUGGUAACAUGGCGCCGCCAUCCGAAAGAGAUAACGUUCCCCAGCCACACAAAGCACCCAUGCAAAUGCGGCCAUCAAUGGAUGAGCAGCAAAGAAUGCACCCAUUGCCUGGACAGUCACCGUACGAUAUGGUUCCAGGUGGUCGCGACCAGCAUCGCAUGCAUCAGCCUCCUGCUGCAUCUCCAUACGAUAUGCUCUCCAACGCACCCUUGGCUGCAGUCCCCCAUGACCCAUAUCCUAUGGAUGGCAUGACUAUGCUUUGCAGAACCGGCCCACCCUCUGAUCGAAGCUCCCAGGUCACUUCGGCUCGUCCAGCAAGCCGUGAUGACUUCCACAGCGACUACUCCAACCCAACAUCCAUGUCUAGUGUUGAGCACCCUGCUGGUAACACAUCUCCAGUCAAACAAGAGCAUGAUAUGGCAGGUUCUCCGGAUAAGCGUGUGUUCAAGAAGAAGAGCGGCUUCUUCCAAAAUCACAGCCCCUUCCGUCGAAAGAGCACCAAGGAGCUCAACAAUCCCGUGGAGCCCAAGCGUAGCAACUGGCAACCUUCCCACAGCCGGGAAUCAAGCAACUCUCCCAGAAAGCUGCAGCACUCGGGCCGCGGUGCUAGCCCUGAGCCUAUCGAUGCUAACGCAAGCCUUGCGCUGGGAGUUGGUCAAAACGUCUUGCCUGUUACUACUGGCGAUGCCCAUAGUCACCACAACCAAGGUGCCGAUGAAAGCGAUCCCAUUGCUGCCGCCCUCGCCGAGUUGAAGGUUAGCAAUAUUGGAAAGCAGGCUUCUGUCCGUAUGUCUGCCGAUCGCUAUCAUGGGCUGGCUACACCUGCGCCUGGAAGCGCUGCUGGUGGUGCUGUUGUUCGAGGAACUCCUCCGCCCUACCAAAAUGCGGCACCUGUAUCUCGUCUAGGCGUACCUCCCCCAGCCGUGACUUCAAAGGCGAUGAAACAGGCUACCAGCAAGGUAGCCCAUAAGACUCGCAGCAUCUUUGGAGAGGACGGCCGAGAUGGAGGCAUGCCUAUCAAUAGCCGCCCCAGCACAAGAGGAUAUGACAUGCCACGCUCUGCCUCUCCCGCUCCGGCACGCUCUGUUUCGCCUCAACCUCCCAUGGGUAAUGAUACUAGAGGCAGUUAUCGAUCUGCUUCUCCCAAUCCUCAUGCACAAGCCCGCCACGGUGCCCACCACCCUCGUAGCGGGUCAGAUAUGGGACAUUACCGCCAGCCAUCGCAUGCAUCUAUGCGCGGAAGCUCACCAGCAUCAUACCGAGAAUCGAGCCGCCCUCGCAGCAGUUAUGGUGGAAACGGAAAUGAUAUGGCUAUACAGCUUGCCCCUGCUGGCGAUGAUAUGUACGGCUCUCAACGUGGACGUGGAGGCUACGACAACUCAUCUCGUCAACGUAGCAAGAGUGUUGUUGAUCCCUCCAGACAGUACACACCUGAUGGCAGGGUAGUUAUUCAUUUUGCCCGAGCCUUGUACAUGUACCAAGCAGCCAUUCCUGAGGAGCUCGGUUUCAACAAGGGAGACGUUUUGGCCGUUCUUCGCCACCAGGAUGACGGAUGGUGGGAGGCCGAAGUACACAACGGUAACGGAAAGAUUGGGCUGGUUCCCAGCAACUAUCUUCAGUCAUGCUAAAUGUGCUCUGCGAGUCACAUUGUAAUGUAAACGACGUUUAGAGAUUUGGGACGGCAAUCUUUCCAUGGCUUGUAUAUGACACGGAGCUUGGUUAUUUUUUUCUGCUAGAGAACGGAUGGAUUCAUGUAUUUUUUUCUCCUUUACCAACUGUUUUCUUUUUUUUGUCCGUCAUAGUAACAAACAAAUUUGCCUUUCAGUUGUAUAUGCCCUUCGGUGACCGCUCUACACUUUCCCACAAUACAUAUAAAUUUCAGAAUAGUAAAAUAGAAAUCCGUACAAAAUAUAUUAGGCUCUUUACUCCUUUUAGGACAGAUACGUAAUAUUAAUAUGUCGAUAUGGGUGACCGUACUAAACUGUUGGUAGGCG
Messenger RNA from [Torrubiella] hemipterigena, 3237 nucleotides. Lineage: Eukaryota; Fungi; Ascomycota; Sordariomycetes; Hypocreales; Clavicipitaceae. The record is from the annotation of a GenBank genome assembly.